AUGUCGACAACCACUUCCGAUCUGGAGUUCAGCAAGAACUUGAACGUCACAGGCCAUUCGCCUUACAAUACCAGCCUCACAAACAAGGAACGAGAGAGCGACGGUCCUGACGGAAGUGGUCAUUUGAGCAGCGAUCUGGACCAGGAUUCAGACCCGGAGUACGCGACCUCAUUCCGUUUGAUCAUCAUCAUGUGCACCUUGUGUCUCAGUACUCUGAUCGCAGCCUUGGACCUGGGUAUCGUUGCCACGGCUAUCCCGAAGAUCACCAGUGACUUCCACGCUCUCAGCGAUAUCGGAUGGUACAGCGGCCCCUGCUUCCUUUUCGUCGGUACGACCUCCGCCUCGUGGGGUAAGAUGUACAAAUACUUCUCGGCUCAAUGGACAUAUAUGACAGCUCUUAUCUUGUAUCUGAUUGGGAGUAUCGUGGCGGCCACGGCACCUAGCAGCAUUGCGUUAAUCAUCGAUCGAGCCCUGCAGGGCUGGGGAUGUGCGGGCACACUCGGCGGCUCCGUCCUGAUCAUUACCUUCACGGCCCAGCCUAAGACUCGUUCCUUGCUCAUCGGCCUAUGGAUGGGUGUAUUCAUGAUCGCCACGACCAUCGGGCCCCUGAUAGGUGGCGUGUUCACGACUGAGGUCACUUGGCGAUGGUGUUUCUGGGUGAAUCUCCCGGUGGGAGGCACAGCUCUCGUACUGCAAUUUCUGUUCUUGCGCAUGCCAAAACAUAUCAAACCCGCCUACGCAACGUGGAGGGAGAUUUUACUGCAUCUUGAUCUCCCCGGUUGGACUUUGCUGUUCACCUCAGUCAUCUGCUUCACCUUGGCUUUGCAAUGGGGCGGCCUGGAGAAACCAUGGAGUGACGGCUCUGUCAUCGCCACCUUGACUCUUUGGGUUGCCUUGAGUAUCGCGUUCGUGAUCGUCGAGUGGUUCCAGGGCGAGUACGCCCUCAUGCCCCUGAAAAUGUUAGCGGACCGUAAUAUGUGGUCGAAUCUCUUAUAUGCGUUCAUUGCCAACCUAGCCAACUUUCAGAUACUAUUUUAUCUCCCCAUCUAUUUCCAAGCCGUUCAUGGCAUGUCCGCUAUUGAUAGUGGCGUCAACUGCCUUCCGUUUAUGACCUUCUACACCUGCGGGGCCAUAGUCAGUGGUAUACUCGUUGGGAAGACACGCUUUCUUCAACCCAUCGAGUUUGGUAGUGGGCUGAUAGCAGUUCUUGGUGCCUCUCUGAUCUACUGCAUGGACGUCAAAACCUCAAAUGCUUGGUAUAUUGGCGCUCAGAUCCCUUUCGGGCUUGGAAUCGGUCUAGGAAACCAGGUUCCGGUGACAGCGCUGCAGGGUUUCGCGACGCCGGAAACAGUGGCAGCGACGAUGGGGGUAGCUUUCAUGGCCCAAUCUAUCAGCGGGGCCUACUUUGUUUCGGCCGCUAAUUCUAUCUUCGAUAACUACCUACUGCAGAAUUUGGCACGUACUGCUCCUCAAAUCGAUUCAUCGGAUAUCUUGUACAUUGGAGUGUCGGAACUUACAAAGUAUUACGAAGGGGGGCAGCUGGCUUUGAUUCGAGAUGCAUAUAUGGUUGGGAUCGAGGAUGUCUUUGCCUUCGCCCUGGCCGGUACCGUCCUGACCGUAUUGCUGGCCCUUUUGAUCCCGUUCAAGAGACUUCCUUCCCAUGAAACCAAGGAGGUUGAGGACAAGGAGGCAGCGGCCAAACAGCGUACCAGAAGGGGUUAG
Penicillium cosmopolitanum is the source of this 1722-nucleotide messenger RNA. Its product is annotated as MDR family MFS transporter. NCBI's taxonomy places the organism in Eukaryota, Fungi, Ascomycota, Eurotiomycetes, Eurotiales, Aspergillaceae. The transcript has 4 exons. The coding region runs from base 1 to 1722 and encodes 573 amino acids. The record is from RefSeq and is a predicted model, not a curated record. Gene Ontology annotation, biological process: transmembrane transport. Gene Ontology annotation, molecular function: transmembrane transporter activity.